Messenger RNA from Hipposideros armiger (great roundleaf bat), 1240 nucleotides. It is a transcript of the gene TMEM80, whose product is annotated as transmembrane protein 80. The transcript has 5 exons. The coding region runs from base 398 to 769 and encodes 123 amino acids. Gene Ontology annotation, cellular component: ciliary transition zone. Gene Ontology annotation, biological process: non-motile cilium assembly. Lineage: Eukaryota; Metazoa; Chordata; Mammalia; Chiroptera; Hipposideridae. The record is from RefSeq and is a predicted model, not a curated record.
ACGCAGGGAUCUGACGUCCCCACAAACACUCACCAGGGCCAGGCCCUUCUCUCCAGCCCCCUUGGGACUAGAGAGGAAGUGGAUCAGAACAGAAGAAUGGCCCGCAGGUUCACUCCGAGGCGCAGCUGGAACCUCCAACGGGGGUGCUUGCCAAAUUCUAAGUAUUUAUUGAUGUGUGUACAUGCCUCACUGUGCAAAUAGCUUGAGCCUCUUUAGACAGGAAGUCUGACCACGGAUGAGUCCAAUUCUGAGGACCGUUUCACAUGCAGAGACGCCCCGCUCACUCCAAGGCCACCAUCAUCUCAGCCUAAAGAAACACGUGUAGCUGCUUGGAGAUGAGAGAACGUCCAAGAGAGGGAGCGCUUCCUCCACGGCCCUGUCUUCGGUCCCCCUGCAAAUGCUGCUCUGUCUCAGUGGGGCUUAUGGCGCCCUUUACUUCCUGGCUACGCUUCUGAUGGUCAUGUACAAAAGUCAGGUUUUCAGUUAUCCUCCUAGUCACCUGGUCCUCGACCUGACUCUGCUGUUCCUGCUGGGGAUUUUGGAAGCAGCUCGCUUGUACUUUGGCACCAAGGGCAACCUGACGGAGGCCGAGGUGCCACUGGCCGCCAGCCUGGUCCUCACAGUGGCCGGCGCCCUACUAUGUGUCUACUUCCUGCUCUGGCAGACCCUCGUGCUAUGGGCAGACUCCGUCCUCAGUGCCACACUCCUGACACUGUACAGCCUGGAGGCCGUCCUGCAGGUGGUGGCCAUCGCCGCCUUCAUCAGCUAACGGGACAACGCCAGCAGCCCUGGACAGGCACUCCCUCCUGGGAGCCCGGCCAUCCCCUCCCCCAAUGCACAAAGGGAAGGGGUGGUUUAUGAAUCUUACUGGGAGCAGCUGCAGGUGCAGUCACUACCCUGAGCCGUCUCUGUGGGAAAUGACAGGGACAUCUGCUCCGUCCCUGUGUUUUGGCCACCCUGACCCUGAGGGCCAGAGUGGGAACCCAGUGGUCAGGCCAUUAUCACAAACCUCAGGGGUUUGCCCUGCCCUGUCCCCUUAUGCCAGAGUUCUCACUGUGGGGCAGCAUUCUGCAGCCCAGGUGGGUGUUCUGUACUUGCCACACACACGGGUGGGGCCUAGCACUGCAGGUGGUGUGAGGGGCCGGGGCUUUCGCCAAAGCAGGCCGAGUCCUGGACAGACGGUGCCCUCUGGCUGCCAAAAGGAAUGCAAAGGAGCUGGUCAGCUCUGGGGUUGGGGGUU